AGGAGCCCUUCUGUUUCCCGCGCGGCGCUUGGAGGCUGUUCUGGUCCCGAUUCCCUGGCAGCCAGGGCUCCGGGCCAUUUCUCGAGAGAGCCUGCAGAGGCUUGGGCUGAGGGCGGGAGGAAGGGGGCAGCAGAGCCGCGCCGCGCCCCAGCCCGAGCCUCCUGCGCGCCGCCUUAGGAGCUCAUGUGGCGGCUCUUCUCGCGGGCGGCGGCCUGGGGCCGGCGGGGAGGCGCCGGCGGGCGAUGGAAGGGGCAGGAGGAGGCCGCGGCGGCGGCGACAGCGCCUCCUUUCCGGAGAAGCGGCUGCGGCCUCGCGCUCCUGGUGGGCCGGCCGGUGAGUGCUGGGCCUCGGCCUGGGAGGGAAGGCGCGCGGAAGGGGCGACGCCGGGGAGCGGCGCAGGGCCUCCGGCGAGCCCGGCCCGCGGAGCUUCUCCCUCGCACCCAGCAGGGCCGCCCGGCCUCGGUCUCUCGUGGCGGGAGGAGCCGCCUGGGCCGCUCCCGGCGGGGCUCGGGAGGCCUUCUGGGCCCGGCGGCCUCGGCAGCCCUCGCCUUGGGCCCAGAAACGGCGCCGGGACCCUCCGCUGGCAGGUUGGGGGGGGAGCCGGGAAAGGACAGGCCGGCCGCUGGCGGUGUGAUUUGGGGGCGCUUCUCUUGAAGCAGAGAUGGGAGGGAGGGAAGAGGGCAGGAAAGGUGGGUCUCCGGAGCUCGUCCUCCGCCUUCGCUGAGGGAGCGGGCCUUCAAAAUGGAAAAAGACUCACUAAGAUAGCAGGCAAAAGAGUCAAGCCGUGCGAAGGGAGAGGGGCCUUCGUUUGCGUGGCCCCUCUGCCCUGCACACUGGAUAUAGAUCUUGCUAAACAAAGGGGUGAAUACAUGGACAAAACUGGAAAUGAACUCGGAUAGAAAAGUUGGGAGAAGGAAUGUGCUUGCUUCUGGAAGGAACAGCAUGGCCUAAGGACUUGAAAUACAAAUGAUGCUACUCCUGGUCAGAGGACUUGGCGCAUAUAUACAUAUACAUAUAUAUAUAUAUAUACCGUAUUUUUCGCACCAUAGGGCGCACCGGACCAUAGGGCGCACCUAGUUUUUAGACGGGGAAAUCAAUAAAAAAAAUCUUUUCCCCCCCCAGCCCCAAAGAGCAGCGUACAGGCUGCGCACAACCUCUCCCUGCCGGAGGGGUUGUGCGCGGCUAUGGAACAAGCCAAGGCAGCAAGCGGGAUGGAUCCAACUGGCUGCUUUGGCUUCCUCUUUAGCCCUGCGCAAUCCCGCCCUGCCAGGAGAGGCUGCGCAGGGCUAAAGAAGCCAUAGCCCCGUGCAGCCUCUCCAUGCCUGCACCAGCCUCUCUAUGGCACAAGCCUGCAUUCGCUCCAUAGGACGCACACACAUUUCCCCUCAAUUUUUGGAGGGGAAAAACUGCGUCCAAUGGAGCGAAAAAUACGGUAUAUAUAUAUAUAUAUAUAUAUAUAUGUAUGUAUGUUUACUUAUAAUAAUAAGUAAUUAUUAUGUAUUAUUAAAGCAUUUAUAAUCCAGUUUUCAUCUGAGGUUCCCAUGGCAGAAAUAUACACAAUCCUAACCACAAAAUAAAACAGCGUAAAACAGAAUGUAGCAGAAUCCUCUCAGGGAGGACACAAGCCUGAAAGUUGUGCUCCUUGCACUUAGCCUUCUGCUGAAGAACAUGAUUUUCCACAAAAGUACUUAAAACUUAUUUCUUCACAGGAUGUGCAGCCACAUUGUUUAUAUGGCGUUCUCAAAGUCAAAGCCAAGAGUGCUCAACUGCAAUGCGUAAGAAGUGCAGGAACUCGAAUUGACAAAAGGUACGUUGUAUAUAGAAUUGGCCACCUGCCAACUCUGGGAACUUCCCAAACAGAGAUCAAUAUUGAGGACAGAAACAGUCACUGCAGAAGAAUGAAACCAUCGAAACCAAAGCCAUGCGCAUGGGAUCUGUGUUGGGAUAUUAGUUGGUAAAGCUGAAUCAUUUAAAGUGAAUAAUAGUGUCAUUACAUAUGCAACAAAUUUAUCUUAAAAUGCCACAGCAUCCAGCACUUUCACACGUGACCAGACCUUUGUUUUCUUCUUUUGUAGCCGUUCCUAGGAAUGCCUUGUUUACUCUCAGUAUGGUGGAGACAGGCUUGUUUAACUAAUUCAUGUAGCAAGAGAAUGGAAGAGCUGCAAGCUUUCAGUUCCUCCAGAUAACCUUUACUAGAACAGUCGCAUCAGCCCACUUCUUAACUUUAGUCAAUAAAACAUGUAAACACCAAGAGGGAGAAAUAUCAGUAGCCACUAGCCGUGUAAAGAGAGUAAGCGCUCUCUGAUUAAGAGGUGAAGAGGAUCCAUUUCCAAGUUCUCCAACACUCAUUGUGUUGCCAACUUAUGGGUGGUUCUUGCAUUUGGAAAGUGCCACUCCCUAUUCCCUACAUCCCAAGCAUUCCUGAUGUGGGAAUAGGCAGGUUGUGGUUGUCUUCCGCAUGAUCUUGCUUGUUCACAUGUUACCAGAGCAGACUGGGAUGGAGCCACAAUUUAGACAAAACCACGGGACAUGCAUAUUGUGGAAAGUGGGCUUAGGCCUCAAACAGGUGUCCAGGUAGCCUAACUGCACAUCUUUAGGGUGCAAACCACUGGAAAACUACACAAGCUUUACUAAAAUGAAUGGAAACAUCCAUUAGUACUUUUGCUAUGAAAAUAUCGUAAGAAUAAAAAGGGGAAGGGUUCCUUCAAAUUAAGCCAGAUGUCAUCUAGGGCUGGGCAAUAUCUGAUUUUCAACAUCAUGAUAGAUCACCAGCUAAUCAUCAUGAUAUGCUGCUAUAUCUUGAUGUCUGAAAUAAGGAAGGAUGGCUGGGCUAUGGAGGGAGGGAUGCUUUUUGCUGCGUGAUCUCUGUGCUGUUUCUUAAAGCUCUGGGUGGUCCUUACCGGUGAUGUCUGCCUCCUGGCACUGUUCUGCCAUUGGCUGAGAUGAGCUGCGGGGAAGCAACCGGAGAGGAAAAGCAGGGAGUGGGACUCCAUGGUUCAGGGGCAGCACCAAGGCUGGCACUGUUCUGUCACUGGAGGGAACGGGGAGGGAAAAUGGAGCCCAAAGGCUAGCCAGCCAGAGGGAGCCAGCUAUGACAGAACCAGUGUCCAAAUGGCAGUGAAGCCUGCUGUCAAGUUUGGUAACAAAUUCUCAAGAGAGGGCCAAACAUAUAGAAAAGAAACAAAAACGGACAAGACAGACAAAUCAAUGUCUAAAUGUAUGCAGAUGUAAUCAAUUAAUUGACCAACAAUGCAAACCUAACUGUAUCUAUUCAAAAGUAAGUCAUAAUAAAUUCAGUGGGCUUACUUCCAGAGAAGUGGGGUCAGAAUUGUAGCCUAAAGUUCCUUAAUCAGAGGACUGUCUAAUGAAUGGAAGUUACAGUGUGUGGUGAAUUAAGGUUCAGCCGAAUAAAAUUUCUGGGCUAUACAUACCUAAUUUUUCUUUUUUAUUGCAACUUCAGAAAUGUUUCCUACACUAGUAUGUGUCGGUAACAAACAUCCUCAAGUUACUGUGUUCUUUUUUGGGAUUUCUUGUUUUGCACUGAUAAUAUUUUGAUUUAAUGGUAUAAAAUUUGAGUAACUCUUUCUUUACCUGACUUUUACAGCUCAAUAGAUGAAACUAUGUAUGAAAAACUUGCUGAAGAAACUCUGGAGUCAUUAACAGAUUUCUUUGAGGAGCUGGCAGACAAGCCCUUUACUCCUCAAGAUUAUGAUGUCUCAUUUUCGGUAUAGUAUUUUAUUUUAUACUAUAGUAUUUUAUUUUAUGAAGAAAGUAGGAAAAACCACUGGGCCGGUAAGAUACAAUCUAGAUCAAAUCCCUUAUGAAUACACAGGGAAGUGAGGAACAGGUUUAAGGAUUUAGAUUUGGUGGACAGAGUGCCUGAAUAACUAUGGAUGGAGGCUCGUAACAUAUAGGAGGCAGCAACGAAAACCAUCCCCAUGAAAAGGAAAUGCAAGAAAGCAAAGUGGCUGUCCAAUGAGGCCUUACAAAUAGCGGGCGAGAGAAGGCAAGCAAAAUGUGAGGGAGAUAGUGAAAGAAACAGGAAAUUGAAUGCCGAUUUCCAAAAAAUAGCAAGGAGAGACAAGAAGGCCUUCUUAAACGAGCAAUGCAAAGAAAUAGAGGAAAACAACAGAAUGGGAAGAACCAGAGAUCUCUUCAAUAAAAUUUGAGAUAUGAAAGGAACAUUUUGUACAAAGAUUACCAUAAUAAAGAACAAAAGGACCUAACAGAAGCAGAAGACAUCAAGAAGAGGUGGCAAGAAUACCCUGAGUGCUCACUGGAAGGACAGAUCGUGAAGCUGAGGCUCCAAUACUUUGGCCACCUCAUGAGAAGAGAAGACUCCCCGGAAAAGACCCUGAUGUUGGGAAAGAUGGAGGGCACAAGGAGAGGGGGAUGACAGAGGACGAGAUGGUGGGACAGUGGGACAAACCAGCAUGAGUUUGACCAAACUGCUGGAGGCAGUGGAAGACAGGAGUGCCUGGCGUGCUCUGGUCCAGGGGGUCACGAAGAGGCGGACACGACUAAACGUCUAAACAACAACAAUUUUAUUUUACUUAUUUUUACAGGUGUUUUUGCUAUAGUCUCAACUUCACUUUAGACAGUACCAUAAAUAAUUUCUGGGUAUAAGAAAGCUUCCCUGUAUGAGACUCCUGCAUAUUCCUGCACUGCGGGGGGGCGGGUUGGACUGGAUGAUCUGAGAGUUCCUUCCAGUUCUAUACUUCUAUGAUUCUAAGCAUUUCUUUCCCGGCUGUUUAAGAAACUCUGUUCUCAUAAAGAGCUAGUGGAAUGGUAGGACCACAAGGUGGCACAACUGGAAAAUAGCUGAAACCACAGUUUCAGCUUGCUUGUGAUAGAGAUAAAAGCAUAUCUAAAUAUUUCCAGUAGCAUUUAGGAAUCCAUGUGUGACUGUUCUCUCACCUGUCCUGGGAGCUUACCUUGAUUUAUUUAACAUUCAUUAGCACAGUAAAUAGGACACAGGUGGCACUGUGAUCUAAACCACAGAGCCUAGGGCUUGCCGAUCAGAAGGUCAGCAGUUCGAAUCCCCAUGACAGGUGAGUUCCCAUUGCUCAGUCCCAGCUCCUGCCCACCUAGCAGUUCGAAAGCACGUCAAAGUGCAAGUAGAUACCGUAUUUUUCGUUCUAUAGGACGCACCGGUCCAUAGGACGCACCUGCUUUGGGGGGAAUGAAUAAAAAAAAUUAUCCCCCCCCCCGCGGCUGCCGCCCCAAGCCUCGCGUGCUUCGGGCUGCAGGCUACCUCCCCAGCCUCGCGCGCCGGCGGGACCUCCCACCGGGCGCGCGAGGCUUGCAGACACUCGCCCGAGCACGGGGAGCCCUCCGGAGGGCUCCCCGUGCUCGGGCGACAAGCUGCAGCCCCAGCCUUGCGCGCCGGGCGGGACCUCCCGCCGGGCGCGCAAGGCUUGCAGACGCUCGCCCAAGCACGGGGAGCCCUCCGGAGGGCUCCCCGUGCUCGGGCGACAAGCUGCAGCCCCAAGCCUUGCGCGCCGGGCGGGACCUCCCGCCGGGCGCGCAAGGCUUGCAGACGCCGCCCGAGCACGGGAGCCCUCCGGAGGGCUCCCGUGCUUCGGGCGACAUGCUGCAGCCCCAAGCCUUGCGCGCCGGGCGGGACCUCCCGCCGGGCGCGCAAGGCUUGCAGACGCUCGCCCGAAGCACGGGAGCCCUCCGGAGGGCUCCCGUGCUUCGGGCGACAAGCUGCAGCCCCAGCCUUGCGCGCCGGGCGGGACCUCCUGCCGGGCGCGCAAGGCUUGCAGACGCUCGCCGAAGCACGGGAGCCCUCCGGAGGGCUCCCGUGCUCGGGCGACAAGCUGCAGCCCCAAGCCUUGCGCGCCGGGCGGGACCUCCCGCCGGGCGCGCAAGGCUGCAGACGCUCGCCCGAAGCACGGGAGCCCUCCGGAGGGCUCCCCGUGCUUCGGGCGACUAGCUGCAGCCCCAAGCCUUGCGCGCCGGGCGGGACCUCCCGCCGGGCGCGCAAGGCUUGCAGACGCUCGCCCGAGCACGGGAGCCCUCCGGAGGGCUCCCCGUGCUCGGGCGACAAGCUGCAGCCCCAAGCCUUGCGCGCCGGGCGGGACCUCCCGCCGGGCGCGCAAGGCUUGCAGACGCUCGCCAGGCACGGGAGCCCUCCGGAGGGCUCCCCGUGCUCGGGCGACAAGCUGCAGCCCCAAGCCUCGCGCGCUCGGCGGGACCUCCUGCCGGGCGCGCAAGGCUUGCAGACACUCGCCAGAGCACGGGAGCCCUCCGGAGGGCUCCCCGUGCUCGGGCGACAGCUGCAGCCCCAAGCCUCGCGCGCCGGCGGGACCUCCUGCCGGGCGCGCAAGGCUUGCGGACACUCGCCGGGGCUGCAGGCUGCUGCCUGCAAGCCUUGUGAGCCCGCGGGAACUCCCACCGGGCUUGCAAGGCUUGCGGAUAGCUUCCUGAAGCCUGGAGAGCGAGAGGGGUCGGUGCGCACCGAUGCCUCUCCCUCUCCAGGCUUCAGCGAAAGCCUGCAUUCGCUCCAUAGGACGCACACACAUUUCCCCUUCAUUUUUGGAGGGGAAAAAGUGCGUCCUAUGGAGCGAAAAAUACGGUAAAUAGAUACUGCUCCAGCAGUAAGGUAAAUGGCAUUUCCAUGCGUGUGUUGCUCUGGUUUUGCCACAAGCAGCUUAGCAUGCUGGUCACAUGACCCGGAAAAACUGUCUGCGGACAAACGCCGCCUCCUUCGGCCAGUAAAGCAAGAUGAGCGCCGCAACCCCAGAACUGUCAAGGGUCCUUUACCUUUACCUUUUAGUACAGCAAAUACUUUUUCUCAUGUGUGUGAUAUAUAACGAAAAACUACAAUGAGCAUUUGGUUAAUUAUCUCUAAAAACUUCAUGGUUAUAGUGUUUCUGUAAACGUGGCACAGACAAACGCCAUAUGCUAUGAAAUGAUGUCAAAUGCUUGUUUGUGUGGUUUGCACAUUUUUAAAAUUAGAAGUAAUGUGUUGAUGGGUUAGGUCUAUUUACAGUACAACAUAUGGUAUCUAGCAUGAUACUGGUAAUACAGUAACAGCUGUUUGGGAAUGUAUUAUAUGAUAUAGCUGUCAGGAAAAGCAUGCUGGAAUGCUGCUUUUGCUAUGAAAUAACGUAAAGUCUAGAAAGCUUUCAGUUGACAUUGAAGUAGUUUACCAUUUUGUUUAUUUUAUAAAGACAUUUCCAAGCUACUGUUUGGCCCUAAAAAGGACUUCAGUAACAGCUCAAGGUAAAAUCAAUUUAAGGACAGUAAAACCCAGAACAAGAUAAAACAGUCAAAGCGUAGUCGACAAGCGAGACCGUGCCCAGUCAUACUAAACACUUGGUGUAGUCUAAACAAAGUCUGAGCUUAAAAGGAAGGCAGGCAGCCAAGCCAAAUUUAACCAUGUAAGAUUGUGUAAGGAUAAUAAGUGUGGGGAUUUAAUAUCUGAAUUACUCUUAAUUAUAUCUCAGGAGCCUUUCUUUUUUAGAGUGGUGCAGGUUCAGUCAAGAACUGUGGAAGCAGGGCCCAUGCUUUUCAAAACUUAAUUGCAUUGCACAUUUGGGGACACAUUCUUGAGGCAACCUCCUAGGACUCAGUUCACCAGCUGCAGUCCUGUCUGCUGCCCCUUCCUCUUCUUAGCUGGAGGUGAGGCCUUCCUGCUUCAGAGCUCAUGCCUGUCAACACCUGACACAGGAAAGGAAAGGACAACAGACAGGGCAGAGAGUAAAGUCCAAAAGGCCACGUACCUAACAGGCUUAGACCAUUUGCUGUGAAGUUCCAAAUUUCUAAAAUGUUAACACUUGGAACUAAGAAAAUGAACCAUGAAAACAUUGAAGUUGGUCUCCCAAAUAACAUGGUGAAAAACACAAAGGAAUGCUAAUCGAAUGCUUGGCAUUUGAAUAGUGCCACUUUAUUCUGCUCUGGUCAGACCUCACCUGGAGUACUGUGUCCCGUUCUGGGCACCACAGUUCAAGAAGGACACUGACAAACUGGAACGGGUCCAGAGGAGGGCAACCAAAAUGGUCAAAGGCCUGGAAACGAUGCCUUAUGAGAAAUGGCUAAGGGAGCUGGGCAUGUUUAGCCUGGAGAAGAGGAGGUUAAGGGGUGAUAUGAUAGCCAUGUUCAAAUAUAUAAAAGGAUGUCACAUAGAGGAGGGAGAAAGGUUGUUUUCUGCUGCUCCAGAGAAGCGGACACGGAGCAAUGGAUCCAAACUACAAGAAAGAAGAUUCCACCUAAACAUUAGGAAGAACUUCCUGACAGUAAGAGCUGUUUGACAGUGGAAUUUGCUGCCAAGGAGUGUGGUGGAGUCUCCUUCUUUGGAGGUCUUUAAGCAGAGGCUUGACAACCAUAUGUCAGGAGUGCUCUGAUGGUGUUUCCUGCUUGGCAGGGGGUUGGACUCGAUGGCCCUUGUGGUCUCUUCCAACUCUAUGAUUCUAUGCUCCUGGGAGCUUAAUGAAUAGAAAAUCCCUUAGACAAUGCUGUGCAAUAUAGACAUGCAGCCUGAAAGAAAUCCCUGCCUUUCUGAAUAAGAACAUUCCAGAGAUAAAAUUUGGUGACUGGACAAUUCAUCAAAAGUAUAAAGCUGUAGGUUUGAGACACACACACUCGUUGGCAAUCCCCUACAGUUGGGCUGGGGCCCAAGGGCCACUCUUCAGAUUUCUCUCUGUGGCCCUUGGGACUUUUCCCAGGCCACCCCACCCUCCCUGCCCAGCCUUUUCCCCAGCCACAGCCUUGAGUGUGUUGGCCUGGCUAACGUGUCCUAAUGUCUCUUGGCUGCCAGGAUGGAGGGUGGGGCGUAUAGAAACGAGCCUGGUGUACAAAGGCUGAACUACCUUCGUUUCUUUGCCAGUUUCUGUCUUUGGCCCGCUUCUCAUAGGAAUAAGAUCCCUGAAAGAGGGUCCCGUUGGGGAAACUGCCAUCUGAAAAAGGUGCUGUCAAGGCUGCCUCAGGUCUCAGCUCACAAAAGACCAACGCCAAUCUCUUCUUAUAUACAAAAGUGUUUAUUGCAGUUCAUUGUUUGCUUCAUAUCCGAGGCGCGCAGCCUCACGUCUGUACGCUUAGACCGUUGAAGUCCCCUCUGAGUCAGUCCCUCCCCUGCACCAGUUUAAGAGCCUUGCGCUGCUCCACCUCUUUCUCUCUUUCCUUUUCCUCAGGGUCUUCCUGCCCGCCGGGGUUUCGCCCCUCCUGGAUUCCCCUGACGCGCUAUCCCCCGACUGCUCUUCCCCACUCCUGCGGGCUUUAGGACCUGGCCCUUCCUCCGGGCUCCCUGUACUUCCGCGCGCCUCUACAUUUGAACCUGCGCGCGCGCCCAACCUCGACCUUUCCUUUUGACAGUUACCCUACGCCCGUCACUACUCCCCGUCCCUUCCGGGAGGGUGGCUUGCUCCGACCUCCCUCCCUUCUCUGCUGCCGGAGCUGCUUCCCUGAUACACUGGAACCUCCACCCCUUCGCUGCACUCUGGCGGGGAGGCUGGUCCUGACGCCCAGCUGCCACUUUGGGAUCCCCGCUGGCCCCUGUUCCUGACACGUCCCCCUGGGGCUCCCUGGCCUUGACCACUGGCGCCCCUUCUGGGAAUCCUCUGAUUCGCUGGAAAGACUCAUGGAAUCUCUUGAGUCAUUGUCAUCCUCUUCCUCGCUGUCCUGGGAUUCAUCCCCAUCGCUCUCCAUCUCCUCCCUACCCUGUGCCUCUGUCCCUGAACCCCUGACAGGUGCCAUAUUCCUGCACUUCUGUUUUUGUUUUGUUUUUAAGUCAUUAAAAUUUACCUAGACACAGUUUUCCACCUCUGAAUUAUUUGUUUCAGUCCAUUACCUUGUGGACUGGAUUCCCAAACAGAAACUGGAAACAAAGAAUGUGAAUCAAGUUGGUUUCUAGAGAAAAACCAGGCAAUCCAUUUGCAGUAUCAUUUGGUCAUCCUAUGGAACGUUAUGUUAUUCAUACUCAUAUACUGGUAUAUAGAGAGGGGAGGAGAUAUAGAUACCCCCCCCCAAUCCUUAUUCUUGAGAGUAUGGCUUUACAGCACAGAAAAAUGUAGAAAUGCAAAAUUCAGUUUGGAUGAGAAGUAAUAAUAGUUUAUUUGCACUUAUUUGAAAAAAUAGGUUAUUUAAUCAUUUUUGCUCUCAUGUUUUAGUUGUGAAAUCCUAAUCAAUUAUUACUUGCCAGACCCUGAGAUUUCUGCUUAUAUAAAUAUAUUGCAAGUUCUUACAGAUAGCUUGUUUUGUUUUGUUUUCUCUCCCCGCUCCCAAUUUAUUCUGUAGACUGGAGUAUUAACAGUUAAAUUGGGUGGAAGCAUGGGAACAUAUGUGAUCAACAAACAGACACCAAACAAACAGAUAUGGCUGUCCUCUCCAAGCAGGUAAGCAAAUGUCUGUUUGUUAGAAUGUUCUAGAAAUUUUACAAUUGAACUAAAAGAUCUCCUACCUCAGCUUUAUUAGUUGCAUGCACUUUGGAGACUCAGAAUGGCUUGUACGGAUUUCCCAGGCAGUCAAUAUCAGGUGCUAGUCAGGCUGACAACUGCUUCGGUGAUACAGUAUGUGAUUAUUUUCCCCCACAGCCCCUGGAACUAUUUGUAUGACUUUCUCUAUUUUGCAGUGCUAGUCAUUGAACCUAGGCUUUUGGUCAGUGAGUGACACCCUCUGAUGCACCGUCCAUGGGGAGCACUGAUCCUGCACUGCGUCUCUGGAAUGCUGAGCUGACAGAUACCAUAUUGUUGUGCAGUGAAGAGCAGACAAUGUUUUAAAUGAAUAAAUAAAAUAUUAAAACAUACCUAAGCCAGUGUUAGGAUGUGGAAAAUUAGAGUAUUUACUUUCUAGUAUGUUACAGAAAACGACAACACAAUUUUCUGACUGCUGUUUAAUAAAGUGAGGCUAAUUCAGGUGGGCCAUCGUGAGGAUUGGACCAUCAGGAAUGAAUGAAACCUAAAGCAAGUGUCCCGUUUUAGCACAGAGCUCCUGUGGUGGCUGUGGGGUGUCAGGAGAAGCAGGGAAGGCACCAAGGCCUUUUGGACCAGCAGAAUAGCUAACUCUCCUACGGUCAGGAGCUGUCAGGGGGCUGAAUUUUUUCAUCUCUAGCUGGUGCCACAGUCAGGACUGCCCCAGAACUUCAGUGGCAUGUAUGUUAAAGUUGUGAAGCCAACUCCAACCUUUUAGAAAUAGAUUGAUUUUUCUUUGCCCUAAUUCACCUCAUGCCAACCAGUUGGCUUUCAAUCACACCAUAGAUCAUAUUGUGUCAUAACUUAAUGCAAAUAGCUGUGGGAGUUCCAAGUACCCAUUUCCAGCAUGCACACCCUUCCUUUUGUCAUAUUUGGUUGAUAUUUAAAUGUUGUUGUUAAUUGAAUUUAUAUACUGCCCUAUACCAGGAGGUCUCAGGGCAGUUCACACAACAAAAUCAUAAUACAAAACCACAAUAUAUAUAAUCAAAAUAAAAACAACCACCCAAUAGCAACCCCCCCCCCAAAAGGGCAUAGGAUGUCAUGUUCUCAGUCAUGUUCUUGUUUGUUCUUUCACAGUGGCCCGAAGCGUUAUGACUGGACUGGAAAAAACUGGGUUUAUUCUCAUGAUGGAAUCUCUCUUCAUGAACUACUUGCAAUGGAAUUUUCUGUUGCAUUAGAAACCAAAUUAGACUUAUCAGCUCUAGCACAUGCUGGAAGAAAACAUUCUUGAUAAUAUCUAUCGCAAAGAAUUCAAAGACUUUGAACUUUGACACAUAGUCUUCCCCUUUUUUGUAAAUGUGUUAAUCCAAUUUUAAAUUCUGCAGGAUGUCUGUAAACUCACUUUUACUCUGCAACAAUGUGAAAACAAUUCCCACCCUGCUGCCGCCUGGUUUCUUAAUGUGUUCAGGUAUCUUCCAUCCUCGUUUGGAUUGCAGACACAGUCAUUGCUGCCCAG
Molecule: messenger RNA, 11868 nt
Organism: Podarcis lilfordi (Lilford's wall lizard)
Lineage: Eukaryota; Metazoa; Chordata; Lepidosauria; Squamata; Lacertidae
Source: the annotation of a GenBank genome assembly